Chironomus riparius is the source of this 1966-nucleotide messenger RNA. NCBI's taxonomy places the organism in Eukaryota, Metazoa, Arthropoda, Insecta, Diptera, Chironomidae. The record is from the annotation of a GenBank genome assembly.
CCUUACUUGAGAGUUUUCGGUAGAAAUUAAAACAAUUUAACUAAAAACUUGUGAAAAAUUUGAUUCUUCCAAGAAUUUAUCCCAUUUUAUUGUAAAAAUGAGAACAGCACUGCUGAUUAGCUUCCUCUCGUGCCUUCUCCCGAUCGCAAACCUCUCACAACCGCUCAUCAACAUCGAUUGUAACUUCCAAAAGUCCAACACAUAUCACGCAAUUAAGCAUGCAUACGAAUGUCAAGUAAUGAACAUCCUCAACAUCACAUCUAUCGAUGCUACAGCAGUUGAUGUCCCAAAAGGAAAGCAUCAUGUAGAUAUGACCAAUGAUGAUGUAGUUGCCUUUAGUUCCAUUAAUAAGACAACGUUUUACUUCCCGCGUGGACUUGAGAAAUAUUUUAAAAAUCUUCAGGCAAUUUAUCUUGAACAUGGCAGGCUUAAAGAGGUCCAUCAAGGAGAUUUCAAGCCAUACACAAACUUAACAGCACUUUAUCUUGGCAACAAUGACAUUGAAGUUCUUGAGGACGGACUUUUUGACUUUAAUGUGAAUUUGGAAUUUGCUUCAUUUUGGGGGUCUAAAAUUGUUCAUAUUGACGAGGGGGCGUUCAAGAAUUCCGUCAAAUUAUCUCAUUUAUGGCUUAACUAUAACAAAUGCUCUACUAAGUGGGUUUCAGAUGAUUUAGAUGAGGUCAAAGUGUUGAUUAAGGAACUUGGUUUAACUUGCACUGACAUCGAAUAUUCACAAAUUUCAGAAAGUUUGAGGAAGUUGGAGAAAAGCUUAAAGACAUUAAGCCACGAAAAUUAUCAAGAUUUUUCCGAUAAAUUCAAAGUUUUUGGCAAAAACUUCCAAAAUUCCAAUUUUUCGUACUUUUUGACAUUCAAGGACAGAUUUGAGGGAAUCACAAAUGACCCAAAUUAUAGAGAAUCCAAUGACUACCUUAAAUUUAAGAAUAAAAUCGAAACUGUCAAGUUUAACCACAAAGGAUCUAAAGGAAAUUGUGAAAAUGUUUGUUAUGCUGACGUCAAUAAAUUCACUGAGGAUGUUGUGGACACUUUCAAGUCUACAUUCAACUCAUUCUCAGCUUUAAGUCAAAAGGUUGGCAGUUUUGGCGGGAAAAUAGGCAAUUAUAACCUAAAAAUGACAGAUAACCUCAAAAAGAUUGAGGAAUUGCAGGAUGAGGUUGAAGCUAUCAAGCAUAACCUAGAAAUUCUUGUAAAUUCCACAAAAAUUGAUUAUUUUGAGGUUAUAACACCAAAAGUCUAUGAACAUAGGAUUGGUUCCACUCCAACCCCAACCUCUCCUUAUGAUACAACCCAAAUUGACCCCUCAACCCCAAAAACUUAUGAUGUUAGACCCCAAAACCUAGAAAAUAAAAUCAUCAAGUCACAAUCUGAAUCAAUCCUCAAUCAAACCAGAAAAGCUAACCAAAAAAGACCAAAAUCUUGUGAGUCGAGGGCAUGUCCAACAGAUGAAGACAACAACUUCAAAAUUGAGGUUAGGAAAAGCAUUGAGGAACUUAAAAAUGACACGCAGAGCUUUGAAGAUGAAAUGACUGAAAAAGUAGACGACUUGACCAAAAAAGUCGAAGAUUUGACAAAAAAGAAUGAAGAAUUGACGAAGAACAAUGAGGAACUGACCAUGAAAAUUGAGGAACUGAUCAAAGAGAAUGAAAAAUGGAAGGUCGAUAAUGAAUAUUUUACAUCCAAAAUUGGCAAAUAUGACAAAGAGUUGGAAUUUUUGAAAAAAAGUUUAAAUGAGUUGAGUCAGAAAAUUUAGAUCCAGGCAGGAAAACCACUUGACAAGCAUCAAAUUUUGUGUCACUCGGGAUUUAUUUUAAUAAAGUUUUUGAAAAUUAAAAUCGAAUUCUUUGGAACUUUUUUCAUUUAUGCCUUUGACUUUGUGUUAAUGUGCAGCUUAAAGCAUCCUUACAAUUGACAGCACUAUCUGCUGUACCAGUUCGGAGUGAAGGAAGGG